This is a messenger RNA of Guillardia theta CCMP2712, 714 nucleotides long. RefSeq lists its product as hypothetical. The record is from RefSeq and is a predicted model, not a curated record. The transcript is spliced from 3 exons. Bases 1 to 714 code for a protein of 237 amino acids. Lineage: Eukaryota; Cryptophyceae; Pyrenomonadales; Geminigeraceae.
AUGCUACACCACAUCCUGAUCCCCCACCAUCACGCCCUCGCUAACGGAGACCCUCCCGGCGAGCCUCAGUUCAAUGCUGCCGGCUACAACAGCGGCUCCGGUAUCUACGCAUGGAAGGGUGGAGCAUGGGAAGAUUGGUCGGGCCAAGCAAACCGCGUCUACUGCAAGUCUUGGGACAAAUACUUCAGGCAGCAGGGAUACGUCAAGCCCGGCGAGCUCUCUCAGUGGGACCCAACCUGCAGAGGCUUUGACGUCAACUACAAUGAAUGGCACAACCUCGACGACAGCGCCUCUCCCUUCAAGUCGAACACCACUCCUGUCGACCCCGGCUCUGUUGAUUCCUGGCUGUCCAACGUUGGUGGAGGAAUCUACCGCGGACGUCCUACCACCCUGCGUGCGGUACAACAUGUCUUGCUGGGAAGCGUGCUCAGCCUGGGUGGAGUGUGUGUCAGGAUGCGCUUGUAUGAUGCGUGUUGCAAUAAAAAGCGCUCAAAGACACUGAUGUGCAACUCGAAACAAAGGAUGGGCCUGGACGUACAGGUCGAGAGUUUUGUGCUUGCUGUUGUGCUUAGUCAAGCUAGAAUUGAGAAUGUGGAUAAGAGAGGUCUCCCGGACGACGCUGGUGGUGACGAGCUUCAUUCUCAGACUAGGAGGCUGAGGAAUGUUGCGAUGAGGAAGAAGGGUCAGGCCCAGAGAAGCAGAAAGGGAAUGUAA